GGGGAGGCGAAGUGUCAAAGAGGAGCGGAGGGAUAACUUGAGAGAAAGAGCAUGAGCACGCCAUCCUCAGGUCAGAAGACCCCAGUGGACUACGGUGUCCAGAUCCGCUUCAUCAAUGACCUCUGCGACACUGGUGGUGGGCAGCCGGGGUCCCAGCCCAAGCCCAAGCCCAAGACCCAGACCAGCUCCAAGUACGGUGUGGCGGUCAGGGUGCAGGGUAUCGCUGGCCAGCCGUAUGUGGUCCUGAAGGAUGGAGAGAAAGGAGACUCGUAUGGAGUCCAGAUCAAGACCCAGUACCCGUCUGGCUACAGUAGCCUUCCCCGGGGGAGAGAGAAGGCAGAGCCAGGAACACAGGGGGUAGAUGUAGCAGGAGGAAGCAGAGGAGGGCAGGGAGGGGCACUUCGCCGGGCCCAGUCCCAUGGGUCACUACUGGACAGGGAUGCAGACAAUGAGGAUUUUCAGCUGUCUCGGCCACCGGGGGAUGGGAAGUCUGGUAGUUAUGGGAACCUGGAUGGAGGAUUAGGAGUCAGAGGGGAGAGAGAGCAGCCUCGGCGUGGCAGUGGUAGAGAGGGGGACAUGGAAAGGAAUAUGUGGGAUGGUUCAUAUCAGGCAGGGCUCAACGGGUCACUUGGGUCAGUGCGGGGCACUCAGCCCUACCCUGACCGUCCUCAACAAACAAAUGAGUUUCACUCUAAUCAGAGACAGAGGGCUGUCAACAGACUAGUAAACAGGUUUGAUGGUGGUAACACUGGGGGCCAGCAGAGAGGCCUCCCUCCUCCACAGCAAGAUCCCAGAGUUACAUCUCCUAUCCUCACCUCCAACCCCUACACCUCACCUCCGUCCUCAACUCACAGCAGCUUGGGACGCAGCCAAGACGCUCUCAACACAUUUUCAGGACACUCCACUAAUCAGUGGUCUUCACCAGGGAGACAUGCUCCAGUGGCGACACCGCAGGCCAGUCUGACUGAGGCACAAGGUCAGAGUGCAGAGAUGUGCAUUGAGGAGGAGCAGGCCAUGCAGACUAUUUACAACAUCCUGAGACAAGGAACUAACGAGAGUGAUGUUGUCACUAUGCACAAAGUCAAGCUCAUCUGCCAGAAGAUUCAGAAUAUAAAGUCCAAAGAAGGGCCGAGGGAAGAGUGGAUGAGAGAAAAGAGGGAGCUUGAGAGAAAGAUGGCUGAACUACAAACUGCCUUGCAAGAGGAAAGAAGGAGCUCUGUUAGCAAUUCUGAUCCUGCCCUGAAAGCUGAGCUGGAGUCCUGUCUGGAUGAAAAUCUGCAACUCCGGGAGAUGCUGGACCGGAAGAAGAUAGAAUUAAAUGAAACACAAUCAGAGCUGACUCAGCUGCGUAUGGAUAGGGAGAACGCUGAGGCACGGGUCAGAGAGAUGGAGGACCAGCUGGCUGAGCUUCAGGAUGAACUGAGAAGAGAAAACGGCAACAAGACGGACCUGAUGUCUUGUCAGGCACAGCUGAUGGAGGUCGGCCAGCUGAAACACAAGCUGGAGGAGACGUUGAGACAGAGAGAGAGGGAGCUGACGGCUCUGAAAGGAGCGCUGAAGGAAGAGGUGGCCACACAUGACAAAGAGAUAGAGGCGCUCAGAGAGCAGUACAGUGCUGACAUGGAGAAGCUCCGCAGCAGCAUGGAGCAGGUAUCUCAGUCUCACGCAGGGAUCGAAUCAGAGCGGCUACGUGUCAAUGCAUCAGUUCGCUCUCUGCAGCAGCAGUUGGAGGAGUGUAGAGACGAGAGCAGCCACUGGAUGGAGCAGUUUCAUGCCACCAGAGAUGAACUUCGAACAACUAAACAAGAACUCCUGCAAGCUCGUCUGGAAAAAGAGGAGUUUGAGGAGGAACUGAAGGAGCUCCAGGAAAAAGUGAGCACCAUGAAACAACAGAUACCAGACCCUGGCCACACGCACACUCUCAACCAGGAACUUCAGCGAUGCAAUGCUGAUCUGCAGAAGGCAAAGUCUGAGGUGGAAAAGCACAGGACAGACUUUGACAGGAAGGUCAUGGAGGUCAUCUCCAUAAAAAAAUCUCACCAGAGCCAAGAGGCAGAAUUGAAGUAUGAGAUUGACAGGCUAAAGGACCAAUUACAGAGGGCCAAAGAUGACAUUUCCAAGGCACAAGAGAAAAACAAACGGCUCCCAGACCCAGCCACAAUCUCAGAGCUGGAGCAGAAUCUUGGUGAGGCACGUGGUGAAGCUAGUCAGCUCAAAGAGAAACUCUCACUGGCUGAAGAGGAACUCGAGGCCAGUAAAACACAUCUCACUAGAGCUCAGCUGGACAUGAAAUCGCUCCAAGAUUCCCAGCAGGAGCAGCAAGAGGCCAACACACGUCUGAGAGAGAAACUCUCACGGUUAGAGGCUCAGCUGCAGACCAACGCCACAGAGAGCUCAGAGGCAGAGCUCGCCCUACACUCUGAGGUGAGAGGCCUGAGAUCUGAGCUAGAUGAGGCCAAGAGAAAAGCCUCCAGACUGAGCCAAGAUAACCGUGAACUCAGCCUGCGCCUGGAGGAUACAGAGAAAGACAAGGAGACACUCAAACAGACCGUCAACCAGCUGGAAGAGACCAAACAUCAGCAGGAGAGAGCUCUAGAGAAACUCAACAAAGAGUAUGAGUCUCUGACCAUGUCCUCAAGAGAGGAGGCACAGGCUCUCAGGGUUCAGCUGGAGGAGCAGAGAGAGAGAGCACGCAAGGAAAUGCAGGAGGUGCAACGUCAUGGAAACGACGCUCAGACGGAGCUGGAUAGAAGCCACAUAAAUCUAAGGAGACUGGAGGAAGAAAUGUCACGGCACAAGAAGGAGCUCCUGCUUGUAUGCGAGGAGAGAGACAACCACCAGCUGGAUAAAGAGCUCCUCACCAACAGACUGCGCCACCUUGAGGGAGAGAUAGAGGCCAGCAAAAACAACCACAACGAGAAAACCCGGGAGAUUCGUAUCCUGGAGGACAAGCUGAAGCGGAUGGAGUUGGAGCUGGAGGAGGAGAAAAGCAGUGUGGAGAUGCUGACAGACCGGGUGGCCAGGAGCAGAGACCAGAUCGAUCAGCUCCGCUCUGAGCUCAUGCAGGAGAGGUCAUCCAAACAGGACCUGGAGCUGGACAAGAACGCCAUGGAGAGACAUCUGAAGGAGCUGAGGAGUCGUGUGGCUGACAUGGAGGGCCAGUCUCGCUCCUCAGCAGGAGUCUCCCAGCUGGAGAACAAGAUCCAAGAGCUUGAAGAACAUCUACGAAUUGAGGAACGGGAGAAGAACUCUGUGUUGGCAUCUCAACGUCGUCUUGAGAGGAAACUUAAGGACCUCAAUAUGACGCUGGAUGAGGAGAGACACACACAAACCGAACAGAGAGACCAGCUUGCUCUGAGGGUGAAGGCCCUGAAGAGGCAGGUGGAUGAAGGAGAGACAGAGCUGGAAAGAAUAGAUGGACUCAGAAGAAAAGCUCAGAGAGACAUGGAGGAACAGGUGGAGCUCAAAGAGGCCUUGCAGACCAGAGUCACAGCUCUGGAAGCUGAGCUCAAGAGGAAAACUCAGGCAGCAAUGCGCCCAGCUUUGGAUUCAUCAGCCCUCAGCUCGGAUGAUGACGACAGCCUUUAUGACCCGUCCACAAUCACCUCCAUCCUCACUGAGAGCAACCUCCAGACCAGCUCCUGUUGAAGCCGAACUUUCGGGACAGGACCAGGGCGUGGAAAUAUCGCACUGCCAAGUUAAAAACAAGCGUAGCACUACAGACAAUGAGGGAAGGAUACAAGGAUCUAGGAGGAAAAUUUACAUAUUGUAGAAGUUAGUAGGGGGAUGAUUUUCCACACGAGUGAAUGGAAGGAAGCAAAACAUCCUCUUCAUUUCAGGGAAUUCAAUUCAGUCUACAGUGUAAACAGAUGUUCUCCACGGUACAGUUGUAAUAACGCCAUUUCAUGCGCAUAGUACACCACCACCACCACCAAUACAUCUCAAACCAAUUUAAGGUUAAGAUUCUUGAGUCAAGCACUUAUGGUACUAUGUCAGGCUUUGACUGAAUUAUAAACAAUACUUUCAUCAUUUCCUGGUGCUGACAGUUUAUAUGUUGUAGUUUUCUCUGUAGCACAGCUGUCAGCUGACUGAACUCACAAAUUCUGUAGCAUGCACAAAAGGUAGGUAGAAUGGACUGAAUGCUGACACUGAGUACAUUAUGAUAGCCACAAGUGAUUGAAAACUGCAAUACGAUUAAACGCUUAUGUUGUUUUUCUGAAAGUUAAUGAGUAACCAGAUUUAAUUGUUUAGAUAUGACAAAUGAUUCUUUACUGAAUGAAAUCUGAAUUUUGUUUAUUGAAAACAAAAUAUAUUUCUGUGUAUAUUUUUCAAUAUGGAAUAUGUCUGUCCUGUGCCUGAAGUUUACUCCACUUUCCAGUCUUCGGUGUCACACGGUACACAGUGUCGGGAUUCUGAGUGAUAAAAUUUGACAAAAUAUGACACUAAUAGCAACUCAAAUGGAUUUUCUUGGGCAGGAACACAAAUUCUGCUUCCAAACUAGUAAUAAAUAGCACAAAUGUGACAGAAACCUCUCUUUACUACACAGGUUGAGAUUAAUUUCAGCUUUCCUUUGCCAAGUCUUAAAGUGAUUUUCCACUUUUAAAGCAAAAUAGUGGCCAAAUAUCUUCUCUGUGUGGUAGAAACUUAACGUUUUUUUGUUGAAGCUGCACAAUGUCUAUGCAUUCCCUUAUCUUAAGUCAAUGAAACAUAUAUACUCUCAUUUCAUUACGAUGCCUUAAAAUUGCUGCAAAAUAAUUUGUUUUUUGACUUGUUAUUCUUAUCAGAAUGUUUUUUUUUGUAAAGUGUUUGUAUUUAACAUUUGUAGAUUUUUUUUUGAGUCUUAAGCUGACUUUGUAAACACUUUGAACAAUCAGUUGAAAUUAUAAUUGUAUUACAUUUUGUUGCAAUGUAAUGUUUCUCUUUCUCUUUCCAGCAAAACUGGAAACUGGUACAUAUGAUUUAGAUUUAGACAGUUGAGUAUAAAUAUGUUGAAUUAAAGCUGCUGGUAUAUACUGUAAUUGUUGACUGGAAAAUUUUCACACUGUAACUAAUUCACA
This is a messenger RNA of Seriola dumerili (greater amberjack), 5057 nucleotides long. RefSeq names its product cingulin-like (gene cgna). The transcript has 20 exons. Bases 52 to 3648 code for a protein of 1198 amino acids. NCBI's taxonomy places the organism in Eukaryota, Metazoa, Chordata, Actinopteri, Carangiformes, Carangidae. Gene Ontology annotation, cellular component: myosin complex. The record is from RefSeq and is a predicted model, not a curated record.